Molecule: messenger RNA, 1491 nt
Organism: Xenopus tropicalis (tropical clawed frog)
Lineage: Eukaryota; Metazoa; Chordata; Amphibia; Anura; Pipidae
Product: vomeronasal type-2 receptor 26
Exons: 5
Coding region: 1-1491 (496 amino acids)
Biological process (GO): G protein-coupled receptor signaling pathway
Cellular component (GO): plasma membrane; membrane
Molecular function (GO): G protein-coupled receptor activity
Source: RefSeq, a predicted model, not a curated record
AUGACUCGGUGCACAUUUCACACAAAGUCGUGCCGUGACCCCGCCCCUGCUGAGCGGAAAUAUCUUCGACUAACCAUCCACAAUGCUGACUAUGAGGUUUUUGCGCUUGCUCAGUUGUUGAAGUACUUUAACUGGACCUGGGUGGGCAUCAUAUCCUCCGACAAUGACUUGGGAAGAUCAGGGGCUCAGCUGGUAACUCGAGAGAUUGAGAAUAAUGGCGGCUGUAUUGCAUUUUAUGAGAUACUUCCCAUUUUCAACUUUAUGGAGUCCGUCUUCCGUAUUAUUGAUGUCAUCCAGAAAUCCAGAGCAACAGUGAUCAUUUUGUUUUGCACUGUAAUGUUCCCUAAUGGAAGCAACCAGUAUGUCUCCAUUGGCAGCUUUAAUGCACGGGCUCCAAAGGGCCAAGAACUCAAGAUACAGGAGGACAAGAUUUUAUGGAACAUCGACAAAAUCCCUGUGUCAGUGUGCAGUGACCCUUGCCCAAGAGGCCACAGAAGAGCCACCAUUCAAGGACAAAAGAUCUGCUGCUUUGAUUGUCUGCCGUGUUCUGAAGGAGAGAUUCCCAACCCAAAAGAUAACAGUGAAUGUCUAAAGUGCCCAGAAGACCAAUGGCCUGACAGCAUGAAAGAAAGAUGUCUUCCAAAAAUAAUUCAGUUCCUUUCUUAUGAUGAGCCGUUGGGUUCCUCGCUUGCCUGUAUUUCAGUCUUGUUUUGUCUGAUUACGUUUUCUGCCUUCUGCCUGUUCAUAGCUAAACGGAAGACUCCCAUAGUAAAAGCCAAUAACAGAGAGCUCAGCUACCUACUUCUCAUCUCCCUCAUGUUUGGCUUCCUGUGUUCCUUGGCAUUCAUUGGCAGACCCAACCUGAAGUCGUGCAUGAUACGCCAGGUCCUGUUUGCUGUUAUUUUCUCAUUUUGCAUUUCAGUCAUCCUAGCAAAGACUGUCACUGUCAUCAUGAUAUUUAGUGCCACAAACCCAGACAGUAAGCUGAAAAGACUGGUGGCAAUGAGAAUACCUGUUUAUAUUGUCCCUGUUUGUACAAUGGUUCAGAUAAUUCUAUGCAUUGUUUGGUUGGCCAGGGCAGCUCCAUUUGCAGAAUUCAAUAUGGCGGCAGAAAUAGGGAUAAUAGUGAUUGAGUGCAAUGAAGGCUCUAGGGUGUUAUUUGCAUGUGUGCUGGGGUAUAUGGGUUUGUUAGCAGCUGUUAGUCUAUUGGUUGCCUGUUUGGCUAGGAAGCUCCCUGACACAUUUAAUGAGACCAAGUUCAUCACAUUCAGUAUGUUGGUAUUUGCCAGUGUUUGGCUGACAUUUAUACCUGCUUACCUCAGUACCAAGGGGAAACAGACGGUGGCAGUAGAAAUCUUUGCUAUACUAUCUUCAAGUGCUGGACUUCUUGUUUGCAUUUUUAUCCCAAAAUGUUAUAUAAUAUUAUUGCACCCGGAAAUGAACAGCAAACAGUAUAUCACUGGAAGGAACACCAGGAACCGAGGGACAUGA